Messenger RNA from Beauveria bassiana ARSEF 2860, 2202 nucleotides. Its product is annotated as fungal specific transcription factor. The record is from RefSeq and is a predicted model, not a curated record. The transcript is spliced from 7 exons. Gene Ontology annotation, molecular function: zinc ion binding; DNA binding; DNA-binding transcription factor activity, RNA polymerase II-specific. Gene Ontology annotation, biological process: DNA-templated transcription; regulation of DNA-templated transcription. NCBI's taxonomy places the organism in Eukaryota, Fungi, Ascomycota, Sordariomycetes, Hypocreales, Cordycipitaceae. Bases 1 to 2202 code for a protein of 733 amino acids.
AUGGUCCAAAGGGCAAGUCAGCUUUCCGCCAAUGAGAAGCGCUCGAAGAGAGCGUCAAUAAGUAUUACAGAAAAAAGUGCUGUUGACGCCGUGUCACAAGAUGCUACACCGUCGCUAUCAUUCAGUCGCCGCUCCUCCAGGACAGAGCAUGCACAAGACCCGGAAAAUCUCAGCCGGCUCAACAAAGCCACCUCUCAUGCUUGUGAAAAAUGUCGCCAAAGACGCUCAAAGUGCGAUGGUCAGAAGCCGUGUGGGCGAUGCAAAAUGCGGGGUACCCAUUGCGUUUACGAAGCGAGAGUGCGCCAAACGAAGGCACAACUCAAGGCGGAGAUUGCAGCAUUGCGCCGACGCCAACGGGUGUUAGACCAGCUAUUCACAGAUAUCAUUCGGCCGGAGCGACGCGAAGAGCUUAUCGCAUACAUACGAGACUCGAAAAUCCUGGAGGAUGGGUUCGAACUGGAUAACCUUGGGCGACGGCUUUCGGGAAGCUGUACUGACAUGGCGGAGUCUGCUAGUACAUCUAGUCGCAAACUUGUACCAAGCAAAUGCGGAACGCAUCCACAAACGCCAGUACGAGUCGAUUCUACUGAACGAAUCGCUGAUGAGCAGCGUCUCAAUCAAUGCAACAUAGGGAAGGAUGAGACGCAGCUCCCGAUUUCAAAGCCAUCAUGCAAGCUCUCACAAAGCACCCUACAUUCGGAUGUUGAUACAGGGAGCAAACUGCAACCGACAGCUAGAACACGUCACGAAAAUCCGAACUCUCGGCAGGUUCUAGAGUGGCAGCAGGGAAUUUAUGCAGCAGACCAGUUGUUGGAUGAGCUAGAUCUAGACUCUGCAAUGACUUGGACCGAUAUUACCAGCGACACGGAAUUUAUUCGACAUCUCUUAGCUCUUUAUUUCUGCUGGGAGUACCCAAACUUUGCGCCGAUUAGCAAAGAACAUUUUCUUCGAGAUUUUCAUGAUACACGACAACAAUACUGCUCGCCGAUGUUAGUCAAUGCACUUCUUGCAUUGGGUUGUCAUCUCUCCGAUCGACCUUUAGCCGCUGCUGACAACAUCUCCAUCAUCGGCAAUGAAUUUUUUAACGAGUCGCGGCGCAUCCUUCUUUCAACACCAGACCAUCACCAAGUAACUACUAUUCAGUCCCUAGUGAUCAUGUCAUUACGAGAGGCUCGCUGUGGGCGAUUCUUGGAGAGUAAGUACUACGCAGAACAGGCUAUGCAGCUUGCUAUUGAAAUGAGUCUGCACAAUGUACGCGAGGAAGACUGCGCCAUUGAGCCUGAUGUCCUCGCAAAAACGUUCUGGGGAACAUUUACACUCAACCACGCAUGGCCGAUGGUGAAGGGUGAGCUGCCACACUGUCCGCCUGCACUGCACCGCCCACCCAUGCCAGUAAUUACUACCGACUUUGAGACGUCAUCGUGGGCCCCAUAUGCGGACGGCGACUGGUAUGACCAGCUGCCAAAGGUCAUGCGACUAGGUCACAAUUCAACGCCUGCGGUAAUAUUCAUCCAUUUGUACUAUCACCUCUCUGUUCUUCUUUUCUUUCGACCGUUCUUGCGAGUCCGCCUCAUUGGAUCAGGAAUUGUUCCUCUGGAAAUCUGUUUACAGGCAGCCGAUGCCAUGCAGCGUCUAGUCGGCUCCUACUCAAAGCUCUAUACCCUGCGCAGGACACCGACUUUCAUGCCUUUCUUCAGUUUUGCGUCCGCUACAAUUUAUCUGGCUACUUCUACCAUGGUUAAGGAGCUGGAUCACGGCAAGGUAUCUGUCUCGCCAACUCCAGACGUCAACGAAACACUAAGACUCAUUAUCGCACAUCUCGAAGAAAUGGCUCCCUACCAUUCUUUUGCCCAGCAGGCGCCACACAUCCUACGCUAUCUUGGUCCAUUGGAGGAUUCAAUCGACACUGAGGGGACUGGAACAAAAGUGCACAGCUUUGACGGGAUUUUAUCCGCGCUGUUGGGACUGCAGCAAGAUGGUAUCCAUGGCAGUGUCAUUGUUUGGUGCGUUGUCAAGCGUAAAGUACCCGAUCUUCUCGUUUGGGAUCUCGUAGGACUCGAGUAUGUCGAUGAUUUCGUGCCCAAUAUUAGCCCCAAAGUGUCGAACUGUCAGCUCAGGCAUCCCGAGGAUGAGCUUGCGCGCCUUGCCAUCCUCGGCCGUUAUUUUGACACAUGUGCACCAAUUAUUGCUCUGUUACAAUAA